AAGACUCCUGAGCAUAUAUACGCACUCUCUGUCCUUUUCAUUUCUCACUCACUCUCUCUCUCUCACAUUCUCUCUUCAAGACUCCUGAGCAGACACGGGGGCCUCUCUUACCUGACUGAGCGGCAGGGAUGUGAGUAGAGCAGAUUGCCCCUCAGGAUGGUCGUGGCGUGUGUGCGUGAGGCUGAGGACUCGGACAGAGAACAGCGAUGGAGGCAGAGACCACUCCGGACCCGGCCUUCGUGGACGUGGACCAGGGUCUGACUCUGGGUUGCAUCGCCUUCCUCUGUCUGCUCCUGGUGGCCAUGAUCAUACGCUGUGCCAAGGUCAUCAUGGACCCCUACAGUGCCAUCCCCACUUCCACCUGGGAGGAGCAGCAUCUGGAUGACUGACACACACACACACACACACACACACACACGUUCUCACACUUGGACACAUACAGCCACACACUGUGUGGAGCAAGGGACACCAGAGUGACAGGGAAAACCUGAUCCUGCCACAAAAGCACACACUCCAGGCCGACUGAGACACAAUCCAGUCCAACUGACAAACACUCCAGUUCAACUGACACUCCAGUUUCACUGACACACUCCAGUUCAACUGACACACACUCCUGACAGACUCAAGUGCAACUGACACACUCCAGUUCAAUUGACACACUCCAGUCUGACUGAGACAUACCUGAAGCAGCCUAUUGCUGAGAAACACUGAGCUUCAUGUUCAGCUGAAGACUUUAGGACAGGUGAAUAAAGGACAGGUGACCACGCUCCCCAUGUCUACCCCCACCAAGUCCUCUGCACACAGUUCUGUCCCUUUAAAUGAAGAUGACCAGUAUGAUGAAGAUGAU
This is a messenger RNA of Osmerus eperlanus (European smelt), 847 nucleotides long. Its product is annotated as cortexin domain-containing 1 protein-like. The transcript is spliced from 3 exons. Lineage: Eukaryota; Metazoa; Chordata; Actinopteri; Osmeriformes; Osmeridae. Bases 207 to 389 code for a protein of 60 amino acids. The record is from RefSeq and is a predicted model, not a curated record.